CUGCCUCUUGUAACGUUUCUCAAAGCCCCUGCGCAUUGAACGCGUUACGGUAAAGAAUUCGUGAAGGGGGAGGGAAGAGGAGGCGAUGGUCGUUGCCUUCCCAUGUCGACGGAUUUGGUCUCCGAAGGCCGGAAUCUCUCGAUCCCCUCUCAGCGUCUCCACCUUCUCCUUCACCUCUUUCACCUUCCGCGAGAUUAGGGGAAGAGGAGGUAGAGAUCGCGGAAUUCCAAGAUCUUCGUUGCAAGACUCCCCUUCGCCUUCCUUGGGCGAGCCUGCCGAAAAGAAGUCCAAUUCCAGGCUCCCCUUUGAUAUCGGUGGAUUGGAUGGGGAUGGCUUCGUCCGAGAGGGGAGCGAGGCCAAGGCCUCGUCGACGGGGGCGGAGAUUUUUGCUCCCCUUAGCCGGAGGCCGAUGUUUAGGCUGAGGUCGAAGUCUUUCCGCCGGCGUCCUUUGUGGAAGCGGAUCUUCUUUGCUUCGAAGAAGGUUAGGAGCAUCAUCUUGCUCAACGUCCUCGCCGUCAUCUACGCCAGCGAUAUUCCUGUUUUGAAAGAAGUUGAAGUGGUUAUGGAGCCUUCGUUGUUUACCAUGGUGCGGUUUGUUCUUUCAGCCAUUCCUUUCCUACCAUUUGUAUUACAGGCGCGUGGGGAUAGCAACAUUCGCUCUGCAGGAAUAGAAUUAGGUCUCUGGGUAAGCUUAGGCUACCUGAGUCAGGCCCUUGGAUUACUCACAUCAGAUGCAGGACGUGCAUCCUUCAUUUCUGCCUUUACAGUAAUUGUUGUGCCUUUAAUUGAUGGCAUGUUUGGUGCAACAGUGCCAGCCUUUAUCUGGUCUGGAGCAUUUGCGUCUCUUGUUGGAGUUGCUAUGCUAGAGUGUGGUGGUUCUCCUCCUUGUAUUGGUGAUGCUUUGAACAUCUUGAGUGCGGUGUUCUUCGGGAUCCAUAUGCUUAGAACUGAACAAAUUUCAAGAAGUACAAAAAAAGAGAAUUUCUUAGAACUUCUCGGCUAUGAGGUCUGUGUCAUGGCUUUGUCAUCAGUGAUGUGGUUUUUGGUUAGAAAUAUCUUUGGCAAUGUGCAUGAUCUGAACUUAGGAUCCUGUGCUUGGUCAAUGUUGUGGGAUUACAUAAUUUCAUUUCCUUGGAUACCAGCAAUAUACACAGGCAUAUUUUCAACUGGUUUAUGCUUAUGGGCAGAGUUGGAUGCCAUGGGUGAUGUUUCAGCAACUGAAGCUGCGAUUAUUUAUGGUUUGGAACCAGUAUGGGGUGCAGCCUUCGCAUGGUUUUUACUUGGUGAAAGGUGGGGUACCACUGGAUGGAUUGGAGCUGCUCUUGUGUUAUGUGGUAGCUUAACAGUCCAGAUCCUUGGAUCAACCACUGGAAAAUCAAGGAAGGUUGAAGAUAGCAGUAAUUCCAAUCACUUGGGAGCCUCAGACAAGCAAAAUAAUUUGUCUUUCUCAGCUGUUCUCAUCAACUCCAGAAAGAACGUAGCAGAUCCUUUCCAGAACAGGCAGGACAAACUAUGAUACAGGAUACUUUAGCUUUAUGGCAAAUCUAAAUUACAGAGGCUUCAAAGUCAGCUGAAGAAUAUAAGCUAGCUACCCUGUGCAUCAAUUUUUCAGCUGAGCAUCUUGAAAGAAGCCUCUGAGCAAGUCAACCUAGUGUCUAUGCAAGUAGAUUUCUCCGCGCUGAAAUCCACAGCAUUUCAAUCUCAAGCAUAAGGGGCAAAGUCUCUCUGCAAGUAAACCUGAUUUAUAUGCAAGAAUGAAAUUGGCAUUCAGUGCGGGCAAAUGAAAGCUGAAACUUUGAGAUACAGUGGAGCAAGAAUGACAUGCUUUAGGCCCGUUUUGGACUAAUCUAACUCUCAGGAAUGCAGGUCUUUUCGAUGAGGAUGCAUAACUUCUUUGGAAGGCUUGGAUCCCUAAGCAGGAGCCUCACUUAUAAAUUCAAUGUAUCUGAGUAUACAACUGGCUGACAAGAUUGGAUAUUUGCUUGAAAGUGAAAUAUUUCAGAUAUACAGGUGUAAGCAACCAUAUCUAUGAGUCAGGUUAAAAAGGGGGAUAUUAAUUUAAAUACAUUUUUGGAAUCUCUUGUUAAUCUGAGAGGUGCAUACUGUAUAGCAUGGUUCUACUCCUUGCUGAAACAAGUUUCUGCUGAAACUUUAUUCCCUGAACCAAAUGAUGUCCGUUAUUUGAGCACAGUGGUUCUUUUGAAGAGAGGCUGCUGACAGGAGGAGCAAGCAACGAGGGCUCGGGAAUGUUCACCUUUCUGCGACGCACGCUUCCCUUUUGAAGAGAUGCACGCCAAGGGGCUCGCCUGGCCGUUCCAACGUCAUGCCAUCAGUCUCCUGAAAUUAUUUUGACAUCAUUUCUUUUUACUUAUAUUUCUCUAAUUAUAGGCAUUAUAAGAUAGUAUUAAUUUCGCUGCCUAACAAAAAUUGAUGCACUCUGUUUUCUGUAAAUCGUUGCCUCCUCGGAAAACAAGUUUUAAAAACCUUUCCUAUA
This is a messenger RNA of Phoenix dactylifera (date palm), 2494 nucleotides long. RefSeq lists its product as uncharacterized. The record is from RefSeq and is a predicted model, not a curated record. Gene Ontology annotation, cellular component: membrane. Lineage: Eukaryota; Viridiplantae; Streptophyta; Magnoliopsida; Arecales; Arecaceae.